Phragmites australis (common reed) is the source of this 1704-nucleotide messenger RNA. Its product is annotated as UDP-glucosyltransferase UGT13248-like. The record is from RefSeq and is a predicted model, not a curated record. The transcript is spliced from 2 exons. NCBI's taxonomy places the organism in Eukaryota, Viridiplantae, Streptophyta, Magnoliopsida, Poales, Poaceae. Gene Ontology annotation, molecular function: UDP-glycosyltransferase activity. Bases 151 to 1593 code for a protein of 480 amino acids.
GUACGUGCAUCAGCGUCGUAGGCAGACGGACAUCUUUUUUUUUCUUUUUCUUUUUUUGAGGAGGAGGAGGAGUGGAAAUCUAUUCCUCUGCACGGCGGCGCUACAGUGCUACUCAGUCACUUCGAAGACGCAGCUAGCUUGUAGACGCCCAUGGGUUCUCACCUCGGCGAGGGCGUGCUGGAAGCUGGCGGUGGCGACGGCGGCGGAAGCCACGUGCUCCUCCUGCCGUACCCGAGCCAGGGCCAUAUCCACCCCAUGCUCCAGUUCGGCAAGCGCCUGGCGUUCCACGGCCUGCGCCCCACGCUCGCGGUCACCCGCUUCAUCCUCGCCACCUGCGCGCCCGACGCCGCCGCGCUGGGUAGCGCGGUCCGCGUCGCGGCCAUCUCCGACGGCUUCGACCGCGGCGGCUUCGGCGAGUGCAGCGACGUCACUGCCUACCUCGCCCGGCUCGAGGCCGCGGGGUCGGAGACGCUGUCCGAGCUCCUCCGGGACGAGGCCGCGCGGGGCCGCCCCGUCCGGGCGGUGGUCUACGACGCGUUCCUGCCGUGGGCGCAGGGCGUGGCCCGGCGGCACGGCGCCGCGGCAGCCGCGUUCUUCACGCAGCCGUGCGCCGUGAACGUGGCGUACGGGCACGUGUGGUGCAACCGGGUACGCGUGCCGGUAGAGGCGGGCACCGCGGAGGUCUGGCUGCCCGGGCUGCCGGCGCUCGAGCCAGAGGGCUUGCCGUGGUUCCUCAGGGUCGGGCCCGGCCCGUACCCGGCCUACUUCGAGAUGGUCAUGAGCCAGUUCCAGGGGCUGGAGCAAGCCGACGAUGUGCUUGUCAACUCGUUCUACGAGCUGGAGUCUGAGGAGGCGGCGUACAUGGAGUCGGCGUGGCGCGCCAAGACGAUCGGGCCGACGGUGCCGGCCUCCUACCUCGGCGACGAUCGCCUCCCGUCCGACACCAGGUACGGCUUCCACCUCUACGAGCUGACCACCGCGCCGUGCAUCGCCUGGCUGGACACCCACCCUCCGCGCUCCGUGGUGUACGCCUCCUUCGGCAGCCUCUCCGACCUCGACCCCGCGGAGAUGCGCGAGGUCGCGCACGGCCUCCUCGACGCCAGACGGCCAUUCCUCUGGGUUGUCCGGUCGUCGGAGUCCCACAAGCUGCCCGCCGGCUACGAGGAGGCCUGCGGCCAGCGCGGACUGGUGGUGUCGUGGUGCCCGCAGCUGGAGGUGCUGGCGCACCGUGCCGUGGGGUGCUUCCUGACGCACUGCGGGUGGAACUCGACGGUGGAGGCGCUGGUGACCGGCGUGCCGAUGGUGGCCGUGCCGCAGUGGACGGACCAGCCGAUGAACGCCAAAUACGUGGAGGCCGUAUGGCGGGCGGGCGUGCGGGUGCGGCCGGCCGCCGAGGACGGGCUCGUACGGAGUGGGGAGGUAGUGAGGGGAAUCCACGAGGUGAUGGACGGCGAGAAGAGCGACUGGUACAGGAGGAACGGCGCCGUGUGGAUGGAGAAGGCCAGGGCGGCGAGCAGGGAGGGCGGCAGCUCGGACAGGAACAUCGCCGAGUUCGUGGCCAAGUACGUACGCCUCCAGCGCAAAGUGAAAUGAUGGAACUAAUAAAGGUAGCAUGCACAAAUUUGUUGCACGAACAACGAUGCUUUGCGGUGCAUAGCAAAUUUGUAUAUUGAUCAUGAAUGGAUUCACGAGCUAGCUAUCGUA